Messenger RNA from Megachile rotundata (alfalfa leafcutting bee), 1071 nucleotides. RefSeq names its product sprouty signaling antagonist (gene sty). Gene Ontology annotation, cellular component: membrane; cytosol. Gene Ontology annotation, biological process: negative regulation of MAP kinase activity; multicellular organism development; animal organ development. The record is from RefSeq and is a predicted model, not a curated record. NCBI's taxonomy places the organism in Eukaryota, Metazoa, Arthropoda, Insecta, Hymenoptera, Megachilidae.
ACCAUCAACGAGUACGUCGAGGCUCCGUUCAAGCACUGCGCGAAUCACCAGGAGCGACGCUUCGACGAGGACAAACGGGGUGUCGGCGAUUGCCCGAAGAUCGACAGGCGACACCGUCAGAAGGGCGCCGCGGAUGCUGCUGUGGCAGCGACCCAUCGACUGCACGCGAGCAGAGCCCAAGCGUUCCGCGCGUUGAACGCGAGCGCGACGAACGCGGCAGCGUCGGCCAACUCCGUGAACGUCUCGACGACCAACGCCGUCACGAAGCAACCCGUCUCGUUCACCAAGGAGCCAGCCAACAGCCUCGCCUCCAGGACCUACGACCCGUCCUGCCGGGAACCCCCGCCGUUGCCCAGCAAGUGGCUGUGCGACAACAAGUGCUUCUGCUCCGCGGACACUAUCCUCGAUUAUGCUUCCUGUCUGUGCUGCGUGAAGGGACUGUUUUAUCACUGCACGGACGGCAGCAGCGCGAACGGGAUCGACGGCGAAGCGGCCGGGAGCUGCGCGGACGAGCCCUGCUCCUGCACCGGGAACAAGAGGGCGUCCAGGUGGGCUUGCCUCGGCGCCCUCACGCUCGUCAUGCCCUGUCUGUUGUGCUAUUGGCCGUUCAAGGGCUGCGUCGCUCUCUGCGAACUCUGUUACGCCCGCCAUGCCGCCCAGGGCUGCAGGUGCAACCCCAACACUUUGGGCAACGCCGGCAACAGGCAUCAUCCGAUCGCCAACGACAUCGGCGACUCGAGGGACCCCGAAAAGAGGUUGCUCGACCCGGUCACCCCAGAACUCUAACCGGUGCGGUCGCGUUGUCGAAACGGUUUCCGGGGCGAUUCGAAGUGGACUUUGAAAAUGACGAGCGCACGGGGGCCGCGAGCUGGACUCUUAUAGGGGUUAUCGAAUAACGCAGGGAGCAAAGCGAAUCGCAUUAAGUACAAGAGUUGCAUUUAAGUCGAGAAAACGAUGUCGAAGUUCUGGACGAGUUUGUACGUCUGAUGUCGCGAGUGUUUUAUUUAUUAUUCUUCCAUUAAGAGCGAGAGAGAGAGAGAGCGAAUGAGGCGGGAUCACGCGAAGAAACAA